AAGCUCAUUUCUUUAUUAUUGAAUUUAUUUUCGUAAACUAUCGAAUGGAAUUAAUAUCGAUAGUCUGCCAGCUCUAGCGAACAAUAAACAGAUGCGCGAAUCGUGGCGCGACUGAUGAUGAUGACGCUGACAAACCGCCCACAACAAGACGAGCAGACAGUAAGAGAGGAAGACAGACAGAGAGAGAGUGGGAGAGAGAGAGCUGGCAGAGAGUGGAGCACCUUUGCAUGUUAUAGGUAAUUUUCAACAAAAUUGCCCAUAUGGAGCAAGCGCUCAUACAACAAAGGAUCACUGCCUAGAACGGAACACGCACAGGAAGUGUUUAUAGGCGGUGGCCAAGCCCUUUCCCCCCAUCACUCACCACCCAACUAUUUCAACAAAGCUCCGUUAACAACGCGUAACCAAAACAAAGCAAAAUCAAAGAGAGAGAGAGAGUAGGUUGGCAGCACCCGCUCAAUGUAGUUAUCGAUUUGCGGCGAAUUGUUGAGGUUGCGGUGCUGCAAAAACAGAUGGUGAAAUAAUCAACGGGGCGCAGAAAAUAAAUAAAUACAAAUAAUACAAACUUCAGUAGAAAUUAUUUAAUUAAACAAAUGUCCGGAUACAUUGAGGAGCCAGACAGGAUGUUGCCACGCAUAGCAUUGAUAGCGUGUGGGUGCUUCAGCCCCCCAACGCCGAUGCAUCUGCGAAUGUUCGAAAUAGCCCGAGAUUACUUUGAAAUGCGUUCAACGCAUAAGGUUGUUGGCGGCAUCAUCUCACCCACGCAUGAUUCCUAUGGCAAGAAGGGACUGGCACCUUCAUUGGAUCGCUGUGCGAUGAUCAAACUGGCGGUGCAAUCCUCCAGCUGGAUUCGCCUGUCCGACUGGGAAGUCCAUCAGCCGCAGUGGAUGCGUACACAAUCCGUGCUGCAGUAUCAUCAGAACUACCUGAACAACUUUAUCAACUCGCCGGGCGAUGAGGAACACAAUGGAGUACUACCUGGUUGGUUGCCACUUGGAUUACGCGACCGCAAGGAUCCCAUACGCCUAAAACUGCUCUGUGGAGCUGACUUACUCGAAUCUUUUGCAGUACCCGGUCUGUGGGCCAAUGAGGAUAUUGAGGAAAUUGUGGCCAACUACGGACUUGUGGUCAUUUCACGUUGUGGCUCCAGUCCGGAAAAGUUUAUAUUCGAAUCAGACAUUCUAACCAAAUACCAGCGUAAUAUAACGUUAAUUACCAACUGGGUUCCCAAUGAGGUCAGCUCUUCUCUGGUGCGUCGACUUCUGGGACGCGGUGAAUCUGUCAAGUAUUUGCUGGAUGAUUUGGUGCUUAAUUAUGUUAUACGACAGGGCUUGUACAAUGUGAAAUCUAAGUAUAUAACGGAUGCAGUGCGUCCAAAUCAUUUGAAUUUCAAUCGCACAUACAUGGACAGCAAUAAGAAUACCGUUCAACUGAACAAUGAGCGAACGGAGCAGGAUAUGGAUGAAUCGGACAGUCCACUCAGACAGCAGCCGCGUGUCUUUUGCUGUGGCGAGACGCCGCGUGGCGCCACCAAGUUGCCAUUGAAUCGCCCAGGACCCGGCCAAGCAGUGCAGGUUAUCACAGUGCAGGGCAGGGGCAACAUGACCAGCGAUGCCUACGAGGAGUCCCAGGCCAAGAAGCAAAAGAUAGCACAAGUGCAGCAGCUCUAAAAUGUUGAAACUAAAUUCUCGAAAGAAUGACACAGGAUGAAUCCUAAUAAGAGAUUUGAUUUUCUUCUUAUUGUAGAUAUCAAAUUGUAUAAACUAAUCUAUAAAAUACAAGCUAACAUAUAGGCAGCUUCGCUAGCGAUAAAGUACGAUGUAAAAUGUUUAAUGUUGUUAAAUAUGUUACUGAAGUUUUUAUUAUAUUAGAGCAGAAAACUA
Molecule: messenger RNA, 1880 nt
Organism: Drosophila innubila
Lineage: Eukaryota; Metazoa; Arthropoda; Insecta; Diptera; Drosophilidae
Gene: Nmnat
Product: nicotinamide/nicotinic acid mononucleotide adenylyltransferase 1
Exons: 7
Coding region: 591-1667 (358 amino acids)
Biological process (GO): NAD+ biosynthetic process
Molecular function (GO): nicotinamide-nucleotide adenylyltransferase activity; nicotinate-nucleotide adenylyltransferase activity
Source: RefSeq, a predicted model, not a curated record